Molecule: messenger RNA, 512 nt
Organism: Camellia sinensis
Lineage: Eukaryota; Viridiplantae; Streptophyta; Magnoliopsida; Ericales; Theaceae
Source: RefSeq, a predicted model, not a curated record
UCUAUAUGAUAGUAUUAUUAUUAUUAUUAUUAUUAUUAUUAUUAUUAUUAUUAUUUCAUGCAUAGGGUAAUUUGUUAUUAGUUGCUUUCUUACUAGAGAAUAACAAUGCAAUUGUAGGAUUAUGCCAUGGAGUUAGAUGAGACACGCAUACGUAAUGCAGCACACUUGAUGGUUGCCAGUUUGGCUGGAAGUUUAGCUCAUGUAACAUGCAAGGAACCCUUAUGUGGCUCAAUAUCAAGUCAGCUUAGGAAUUCACUUCAGGGUUUAAAUAUUGCAAGUGAACUUGAACAAGCUGUGCAACUUGUUACUAAUGAUAACCUUGAUCUGGGUUGUGCAUUGAUUGAACAAGCUGCAACAGAAAAUAUUGGAUUGGGGUGGCAUUUUUUACGUGCAACAAUGAUGUAAUUUGCUUGAAUGUUCAUUUUGUUUGAUAAGGAUACACAUACUUUGUGGAGUUGCACUAGUUAUUGUUGGAUGUUUGGUGGAAUUGUACAAGUUGUAACUUUUGGAUA